Molecule: messenger RNA, 2324 nt
Organism: Varroa destructor (honeybee mite)
Lineage: Eukaryota; Metazoa; Arthropoda; Arachnida; Mesostigmata; Varroidae
Product: locomotion-related protein Hikaru genki-like
Source: RefSeq, a predicted model, not a curated record
AUGACAAUCGCCGCCAAAAACACACCCGGCAACAACAGCAUAUUGUUCUCGCACCGCUUGGACAGGCAGGCUCACGUUGAGUUCUUCACAACAGAGAAUGGAAAGGUGGAAGGUUGGUGUCCAACGCCAUCGCUUCGUUUUAACGAUACCACACAGCCAGGCGACGAGGCCACAUUUGAUCGGGUCAACGACAUCCUAUUUGCUGGGCUUCUUAGCGACGGUCAACAGCGUAUGUGCAAGAUCUCCUGCGUAAACGGAUCUUGGAUAGGGCCUAUCUGCUCGACAAAUGCUGAUGGCACCUUCAACACACAGCCUGCACCAGUUCUGUUUCGCUCGUGUAUCAUCAAUGAACAGGAGCUUAAAUACGACGAGACCCGCCAAAAUCUCAGCAUCUUCGUUGACGAAGUGCGGCCAUUAUCCUUCGACAACGGAAUUGAUUAUAUACAGGUGGAGCAUGGCACCAUACUUAAUUUCAGGUGCAAUGACAUCUUCAAGUUCAAAUUGGAAGGAGUGACUUCAACGAGAUGUGUCGACGGCGAAUGGACCGAGGACGUUCCCGAAUGCCUUCCGACGGCAGCCAUUUCAAAUGCUAACUCGACCCAAGAAGAGUUGGAAUUCCCGCCUACGUUGGAUUUCCUCGUCGAAAAGGGCGAGUAUGGCAUUUCCGAAACAGGAGAGCUGGUCGUGUCACCCGGUUCUAAUCUCUAUUUAUACUGCUUGUUCGAGCGGCACCAAGGGAAUCCACAGUGGUCCUGGACCACUGAACGUGAAUACGGCCGCGUAUGGGUGCUCAAAGAUAACGAAUGGAGGUAUGAGCUUAUGCUGUACGGAGCACGUGACGAAGAUUCUGGUGUGUUUACAUGUACAACACCGCGUGAAAAAAAAAAUUCGAUCGCUAUUAAAGUCAAAGAUGUGACGUGUGGCAAAAUCGAAGGUGAAGAGGAUGAUCAACGUGUGACGUCCGAAUAUCAGAAUCGUCUGCAUUCGCGGGCUAAGUUCGCCUGUAUGGAGGGCUACAUGGUGCAGGGCUCCGAGGAGAUUCGUUGUCUCGCGUCAGGCAAAUGGUCUGACCGCGCCCCCUUUUGCAAACGAAUAAUGUGUCCGCCAAUCGUUGCCAGUAGCUAUGUCGAGAUGAGUUCCCAGGAGCGGAUGUACGGUACCCGUGUGGUGUUUAGCUGUCCCGGUGGCCAACGUAUCGUUGGGGCUUCUUCGAUAACCUGCCUUCGAAAUGAGACCUGGUCCGAUAUGCCGCCGAACUGCGAGGUUGUUCGCUGCGAGGCCCCUCUUCCGCCACCGAACGGACGGGUUAUCUACUCUGGACGCUUCCUUCCCGCGGGCGAAAUCGUCACGUUCGCUUGUAACGCAGGACAUAUUCUCAUUGGACACUCACAGACGAUGUGCCAAUACAACGGAACCUGGUCUCGAUCGGCGCCCCGAUGCAAGCCUGCCUGCGAAUUCCCUGGGAAGCCGUCGCAUGGACGACUGCUUCCUCGUAAAUUCCAUUACGACGUCGGCGAAAGUGUGCAGGUCCAUUGCAACCAGGGCUAUCGAGUACUCAAGGCGCCGAAGCUGACCUGUCUGGACAAUGGGCUGUGGUCAUCACAGAUGCCGCAUUGUCGACGUAAGCUCUCACCGCAUAAGAAGAAGCAGCAUCAAAUCAAGGCGGCAACAAGCACGACGUCCUAUCCAGGAGAAAAACGAACGACAACAUGAACCCCUCGACUAAAUCGGUCGGCAAACGCAAAAGAGGGCGGGGGGCGGGGGUAGCAGACGCUUUCAGAAAAGGGGGUUAGUGUUGGUGAGGUAAUCGAAAGUCAAAAGAAAUCUCCAAUCAAUCGAUAUUCAGAACCCUCCACCGCCGUGUACGUAUGGAACUCCGAUCGACUCGACCUCAGUCUCAAAUCGAAUAGUCCGAGGAGGGGCGGUACAGGAAGGCUGCCAUCAUACUAGUCAUUCAUAGGAAGCUUCUACCAAGGCGACGAGUGAGAAUCGUGCAUCGGUCAACGGCCGGAUAGAGGGAAACAAAACGCAAUUCGUCAUUCAAAAAAUGAGCGUUCUAGAAAAAGCUAGAAAAGAAAUUCAUGAUAUCCUUCGUCAGAUGCCCAACCACCGAAUCGAAUUCGCACGGGUACAGAAAGGCAGACAGUACGGUAAAUCGCUUGAGUAUCAUUACUCAACCCUUAUUUGACACAUUACAGGUAAGAUGUAGACAAUUUAAAUAAAAGCAUAAUUUCUGUGACGAUACCCAUAUAAGGAGAACUUCUGCAACAGAUCUGCUGAUGAUGAUGACGAUGAUACUGAAAAUAAACAUAAUAGCAUUGUUA